CUCGAUGGCAAAGGAAAGUUGGGUUUUCUUACAGGUGAUGUUUCGGUGCCUGCAACAACACAUUCUAAUUACAGGUUUUGGAAAUCUGAAAACUCUUCUAUUAUUGUCUGGCUUAUUAAUACUAUGGAGAUAGGUAUGAGGAAAACAUACAUGUAUCUGCCUACAGCAAAAGAUGUUUGGGAUGCUGUAAAACUGUCUUACUCUGAUAUUAAAAGUUUCUCUCAAAUUUAUGAUCUAAAAUCAAAGUUAUGGAACUUAAAGCAGAAUGACAAAGAUGUCGCUACCUACUAUAAUGAAUUGAUGGCCCUUUGGCAAGAGUUGGAUCAGUGCUAUGAUUAUAACUGGAGGUGUACUGAAGACAGUGUUCAAUUUACUAAGACACAGGAGAACGACCGAGUCUUUAUUUUCCUUGCUGGUCUCAACAAAGAACUCGAUGAAGUAAGGGGUAGAAUUCUUGGAAAUAAUCCGCUGCCAACUAUCCGAGAAACAUUUUCAGAAAUCAGAAGGGAAGAGGCUAGACAAAGAGUGAUGAUGGGAAAGUCAAACUCAACAACCGACGGUUCAGCCCUUGUCACAAACAACUUCAAUAAAGACAGCAAGAAAUAUGGUAAGAAAGAUGGUAAACCCUGGUGUGAUCACUGCGAACGUUAUUAUCACACACGUGAGACUUGCUGGAAAAUUCAUGGAAAGCCUCCUAAUUGGAAGAAGAAGGGUGAGGGUCGUGCACUUCAAGCAACUUCUGAUCAAGAGCCACAAUCUUCCCCAAAUGCAUUUCCAUUCACUAAGGAACAGCUAGACCAAAUGUACAAACUCCUUGAGUCUCAAACACCUUCGUGCUCCAUAGCCCAGAAAGGAUUUGAUCUCGGGGAGGGUGAUUGGCACUGCUGAGAAAAAUGGUGGACUCUACUACUUGGAAGAUGAACCAAAAACCAGACAUCAAUCUGGA
Medicago truncatula (barrel medic) is the source of this 946-nucleotide messenger RNA. RefSeq lists its product as uncharacterized. The record is from RefSeq and is a predicted model, not a curated record. NCBI's taxonomy places the organism in Eukaryota, Viridiplantae, Streptophyta, Magnoliopsida, Fabales, Fabaceae. The transcript has 2 exons. The coding region runs from base 124 to 888 and encodes 254 amino acids.